Pipistrellus nathusii (Nathusius's pipistrelle) is the source of this 2019-nucleotide messenger RNA. NCBI's taxonomy places the organism in Eukaryota, Metazoa, Chordata, Mammalia, Chiroptera, Vespertilionidae. The record is from the annotation of a GenBank genome assembly.
AUGUCUCAAGUUCAAGUGCAAGUUCAGAACCCAUCUGCUGCUCUCUCAGGGAGCCAAAUACUGAACAAGAACCAGUCUCUUCUCUCACAGCCUUUGAUGAGUAUUCCUUCUACUACUAGCUCUCUGCCCUCUGAAAAUGCAGGUAGACCUAUUCAAAACUCUGCUUUACCCUCUGCAUCUAUUACACCCAUCAUUGCAGCUGCAGUUCCUUCUAGCAUGGCACACCCCAAAGAGAAAACCCCAAUGUGUCUUGUGAAUGAGUUAGCCCGUUUCAACAAGAUUCAGCCUGAGUAUAAGCUUUUGCGUGAGCAAGGUCCAGCUCACUGUAAGGUGUUUACAGUACAGCUAACACUUGGAGAUCAGCGCUGGGAAGCUGAAGGAACUAGUAUUAAAAAAGCCCAACACACAGCUGCUGCCAAAGCUUUGGAAGGAACAAAAUUUCCUAAACCCAUAGUCCGCCCUUUUCAUAGCGAAGGAAGGAAUCCAGACAGCAUAACCCCUACUGUAAAGCUAAAUGCACUGUGCAUGAAACUUGGAAAAAAACCAAUGUAUAAGCCUGUUGACCCAUAUUCUCGGAUGCAAUCCACCUAUAACUACAACAUGAGAGGAGGUGCUUAUCCCCCCAGGUACUUUUACCCAUUUCCAGUACCACCCUUACUUUAUCAAGUCGAACUCUCUGUGGGAGGACAGCAAUUUAAUGGGAAAGGAAAGACAAGACAAGCUGCAAAACACGAUGCUGCUGCCAAAGCUUUGAGAAUCCUACAGAAUGAGCCCCCGCCCGAGAGGCUGGAGGUGAAUGGAAGAGAAUCAGAGGAAGAAAAUCUCAAUAAAUCUGAAAUAAGUCAAGUGUUUGAGAUUGCACUUAAACGGAACUUACCUGUGAAUUUUGAGGUCGCCCGGGAGACUGGCCCACCCCACAUGAAGAGCUUUGUGACCAAGGUGUCCGUUGGGGAGUUUGUGAGGGAAGGCGAAGGAAAGAGCAAGAAGAUUUCAAAGAAAAACGCUGCUAUAGCUAUUCUUGAGGAGUUGAAGAAGUUACCACCCCUGCCUGUAGUUGAACAACGGGUGAAGCCCCGAAUCAAAAAGAAAACAAAGCCCAUAGUCAGGGUACAAAGUGGCCCAGAACAUGGCCAGGUGAUGAACCCUAUUAGCAGACUGGCCCAGAUCCAGCAGGCGAAAAAGGAGAAGGAGCCGGAGUACAUGCUUCUCACAGAGCGAGGCCUCCCGCGCCGCAGGGAGUUUGUGAUGCAGGUGAAGGUUGGAAACCACACGGCAGAGGGAACAGGCACCAAUAAGAAGGUGGCAAAACGCAACGCAGCUGAGAACAUGCUGGAGAUUCUUGGUUUCAAAGUCCCACAGGCUCAGCCCACCAAACCAGCCCUCAAAUCAGAAGAGAAGACACCCAUAAAGAAGCCAGGGGAUGGAAGAAAAGUAACCUUUUUUGAGCCUGUCUCUGGGGAUGAAAAUGGAACUAGCAAUAAAGAGGACGAAUUUAGGAUGCCUUAUCUUAGUCAUCAGCAGCUGCCUGCUGGAAUUCUUCCUAUGGUGCCCGAGGUUGCCCAGGCCGUAGGAGUCAGUCAAGGACAUCACACCAAAGAUUUUACCCGGGCAGCUCCGAAUCCUGCCAAGGCCACAGUAACUGCCAUGAUAGCCCGUGAAUUGUUGUAUGGGGGCACCUCGCCCACAGCUGACACCAUUUUAAAGAAUAACAUUUCUUCAGGCCACGUACCCCAUGGACCUCUCACAAGACCCUCUGAGCAGUUGGAUUAUCUUUCCAGAGUCCAGGGAUUCCAGGUUGAAUACAAAGACUUCCCCAAAAACAACAAGAACGAGUUUGUAUCUCUUAUCAAUUGCUCCUCUCAGCCACCUCUGAUCAGCCACGGUAUCGGAAAGGAUUUGGAGUCCUGCCAUGACAUGGCUGCACUGAAUAUCUUAAAGUUGCUGUCUGAGUUGGACCAACAAAGUACAGAAAUGCCAAGAACAGGAAAUGGACCAAUGUCUGUGUGUGGGAGGUGCUGA